Molecule: messenger RNA, 1026 nt
Organism: Amborella trichopoda
Lineage: Eukaryota; Viridiplantae; Streptophyta; Magnoliopsida; Amborellales; Amborellaceae
Source: RefSeq, a predicted model, not a curated record
AUUGAGUUUGCACUUUGUUACCCAAGACAAUGCCUUUUGCCGAGACUCGAAUCGAGAAGCCUGGUACGUCAACUUUGGCCUGGUGAAGGAAUCAAUCAACAAUAUGUGGAGCUGGCCUCACUUGAGUUGAACUCUCUCCAAAAACUGUAUUUGCAUGAGAUAGAGGAAGUGAAUAGGUGGUGGACAGGUUGGGGACUAGAUAAGUAUGAGUUCGCCCGGCAGCCGAUUGUAAAGUCUCACUUCCCGAUUGUCACUUGCUUCUUUGAACCUAAAUUCUCAGAUUCUCGAGUAGACCUCACCAAGUGUGGAUGCCUGGUUAGUUUACAGGAUGAUUUCUUCGACAAUCCCACAACAGAACUCAAGGAUCUCGAAAAAUACUAUGAAGCAGUUAAGAGAUGGGAUGUAUCACUUGUGGAAGGCCUUCCUCAUCAUAUGGCACUCACAUUUAGGUGCCUCCACACCACUGUGAACGACAUGUUCAUAGAAGUGAUAAGGUCAGUCCUGAAGGAGGCUGAAUGGAAGCAUUCACGAUAUAUACCAACCUUUGAUGAAUAUAUCAAAGUGGGUGUCAACACAGUUUGUGCAGCAGCAUGCACUAUGAGUUCCACAUUCCUGUUGGGGGAGCAGGUAUCAGAAGAAGAUCUCAAAAGGAUUGGCCCCGGCUCUCGACUGCUACAUUUAGUAAGCAUCAUUGCAAGGCUUUCGAAUGACAUUGUCACAUUCGAAAGAGAAUUAGGAGAAGGGCAGAUGGCAUCAGGUGUCGGAUGCUACAUGAAGGAGCAUCCUGGUUGUAGCAAAGAACAGGCCAUAGUGCACUUGAGACACCUGAUCGCCUCAAGCAAUCGUGAGCUUGAGUGGGAGCUAUUCAAGUGUCGGGGCAUUGUGCCGGAUUUAUGUAGCCAGGGAGUAGUCGAUUUUGCAAGGCAAAUGAGUCUUCUUUACAAGAGAGCAGAUGGUUAUGCUAAUGGCUUAGACAUGGACUUUGAGUGGUUGAUAAAAGAUUUUUACCAUAACCUUCUUCCUUGA